Molecule: messenger RNA, 1833 nt
Organism: Cuscuta campestris
Lineage: Eukaryota; Viridiplantae; Streptophyta; Magnoliopsida; Solanales; Convolvulaceae
Source: the annotation of a GenBank genome assembly
AAUAGUUCCUACUCUCAUUAAUAACAAGCCAGGUUUCAGGUGUUUUCACCUACAACCCUUCCGAUUACUUUACUUAGCAUUUGCGUGGUAAUUUACACCAUCAGCAAGGUUGGCUCAUAAUUGAAGAUGAAUAUGGUGGAGCUAUGGCAUCUUCUUCUUCUUCUCUCCCUGCAACAAUGGCUUUUCCUUCCCAUUAUCAUACCCUGCCAUGCCACUACCACCACUCACGCUCAGCGCCUCCAUUCCUUCAUCACCUCCAAUUUCAUCUCCCCCGAUUAUAACAUUAAUCUUCCCCUCUCAGAAGAGUGGCCUGAUGAAGACCUUCUUUCGUCUCCUUCUUCUUCCUCAGUAUAUAUUGGACCUCAGCAAGGGUUGAUGAAGGCCGACAAGAUUCUUUCCCUGCCGAAACAACCCCCCGGCGUCAAAUUCGGCCAAUACUCCGGCUACGUCACCGUCGACCCCCUCGCCGGAAGGUCACUCUUUUAUUACCUGGCCGAAUCGCCCCACAACUCCUCCGCCAAGCCUCUGGUCCUCUGGCUCACCGGAGGACCCGGAUGCACAAGCCUUGGUUUCUUCGAGAUUGGACCUUACAAUGUACGUAGCGAUGGAAAAACUCUGUACAUGGAUGAACAUGCUUGGAACAAUGUGGCAAAUGUAUUGUUCGUGGAAUCGCCCGCGGGUGUGGGGUUUUCGUACUCCAACACCACCUCGGACUAUGACACCACCGGUGACCGGAGAACAGCCAAAGAUUCUUACACCUUCCUAGUAAACUGGUUCCAAAGAUUCCCACAUUACAAGAAGAGGGAUUUCUACAUAGCUGGCCAGAGCUACUGCGGCCAUUUCAUUCCUCAGCUCGCUCACACCAUUGUAACGCAGAACAACAACCAGAAUUCGGGUCUUCCCGUCAUCAACCUCAAAGGCAUUGCUGUUGGGAAUGGUUUGUUGGAUUAUGAUUUGGUUAUGAAAGGAAUUUCGGACUUCCUAUGGGGGCACGCGAUGAGCUCGGACGAAACACACCAAGGGAUCAUCAAGAAUUGCGACUUUGCGCGUCGCAAUUAUUCGGAAACCUGCCAAAAGUACUUGAUACAAAUGAUACAAGAAUAUGGACUUGUUCCCAUUGUUAACAUCAUGUACAGUUCUUUAUGUGUUCCAGAUUCACCCAAAGCCCAAUCUCCUGGUUUGACCUUCAAUCUGUGCUCAACCACAUACGUCCAAGCUUACCUCAACCGGAAGAAUGUGCAACGAGCUUUCCAUACCAUCAACACCACUUGGAGAAGCUGCAGCAAAGAAGUUGGGGGAUCGAACUGGAAAGACGCUCCUAGGACUGUCCUACCCAUAAUCAAGAAGCUCAUUGCAAACCGAAUUCGCAUUUGGCUUUACAGCGGGGACCAAGAUGGUCUAGUUCCAGUGACAUCAACGAGGUAUGCAAUAAACGCGCUGAAGCUCCCCGUGGUGACACCCUGGCGUCCUUGGUAUUCUAUGGCCACAAAGGAGGUCGGAGGAUAUGUUGAGGAAUAUGACGGAUUGACACUUGUCACAAUACGAGGGGCGGGGCACGCGCCUCCGAGUUACCAGCCAGAGCGGGCCCUCACUAUGAUCUCCUCUUUUCUUGAAGGGAAACUUCCCCCCUCAGCUUAGCAGCAAAGACUUGUUGUGAGCAUGCAAUUUUCAUAAUCACAAUUUUCCCUUUUGUAUUGCAGUGUGCAUUAUGGUUUAAACAAUUGAUAUACAAAUAAAACAUUCCUUUUUAUGGUAACAAUGUGGUUCUGUUCGUUUCAGUUUUACUCCGUAUUUUUCUUAUGCCGAAAGAUUAAACAAAAUUUGUACAGUUAC